AUGUCAGAUUGUCAGACGGAGAACGAGACCAGGACUAAAAUGGACGCAGCGAGUAUGAUCAGAACUGUGAAGGCAUGUAUUCCGCCGUUGGACGGUAGUAGUCACAAAGGUCAAGCUGGUCGAAUCGGAGUUGUAGGGGGGUCGUUGGAGUACACUGGAGCCCCUUAUUUUGCGGGAAUAAGUGCGCUAAGAGUGGGAGCAGACUUGGUGCACAUAUUCUGCACAAAUCCAGCAUCAACAGUGAUCAAGUCUUACAGCCCAGAGUUGAUAGUGCACCCUAUUUUGGACAGACCAAAUGCAGUCUCAGAAAUAUCGCCCUGGCUGGAUAGACUUCAUGCUGUAGUCAUUGGCCCAGGACUAGGCAGAGAAGCAAAAACAUUUGAAGUUGUCACGGAAUUACUUAAAACAAUACAAACUAAAAAUAUACCCCUAGUUAUUGAUGCUGAUGGUUUAUUCUUGAUUACUGAAAAGCCAGAUUUGCUAAAGGAGUUUACAUCUCCAGUUAUUCUUACACCAAACAAGAUAGAAUUUGAAAGACUUUGUAACAAAUUCAAUGGAGUGUCUGGACUGAGUCGGUUGGGAGCAAAAGUAACUGUUUUUAAAAAAGGACAGGAAGAUGAAGUUUUCAGCCCAAUUGCAGAAGCACAAUGGAAGUCAAGUACAGGAGGUUCUGGCCGUAGAUGUGGUGGUCAGGGCGACCUGCUAUCUGGUGCAAUUGCAACCUUCCUACACUGGACAUUAGCUAGUUUGAACAACAUUGACACAGAUUCAGAUAAAAGUAUGAUGGCUGCAUCUUUAUCUUGCUAUGCAGCUUCCAAACUAAUACGGUCAUGUAAUGAGAAUGGCUUUAAAGUAAAAGGACGAAGUAUGUUGGCACAUGAUAUGAUUGAAUAUAUACAUGUUUCUUUCGAAGAUUUAUUUGGACAGUGAUAAUUUUCACACUGUCAAUAAUGUAAUCAUACCUAUUUACAUUGAGUAUAUAACCUGAAAUAGAGACGAAAUAAGGGCCAUAUAUUUCUGGUAACACCUUAGCAAUACAGCUCUUAUAAAUAUCAACUCCCA
Molecule: messenger RNA, 1062 nt
Organism: Hyposmocoma kahamanoa
Lineage: Eukaryota; Metazoa; Arthropoda; Insecta; Lepidoptera; Cosmopterigidae
Gene: Naxd
Product: ATP-dependent (S)-NAD(P)H-hydrate dehydratase
Exons: 3
Coding region: 1-930 (309 amino acids)
Biological process (GO): metabolite repair
Molecular function (GO): ATP-dependent NAD(P)H-hydrate dehydratase activity
Source: RefSeq, a predicted model, not a curated record